AUGGCGGUAGUUGACCUACUUGUAACAGAUUUUAUUUGCUGCUGCUCAGCGCUGGUCAGGGAACUAAUUGAAAUUCUGGCAAUUUCAAGAAACCAGAAGCUUCCACAACCAGGAGAGGAGAGCCAGAUCCUGGAACUGCUGAUUCAGAGAGAUGGAGAGUUUCAAGAGCUAAUGAAGUUGGCAGUUGAUCAGGGGAAAAUCCAUCACGAAAUGCAGCUUUUAGAAAAGGUAGUAGAAAAGAGAGAUAAUGAUAUUCAGCAGCUGCAGAAACAACUAAAAGAAGCAGAGCACAUACUGGCAACAGCUGUUUAUCAAGCGAAGGAAAAGCUGAAGUCAAUUGAAAAGGCAAGAAAAGGUGCCAUUUCAUCUGAAGAAAUAAUCAAGUAUGCCCAUAGAAUCAGUGCUAGCAAUGCUGUUUGUGCCCCUCUGACAUGGGUACCAGGGGACCCACGUAGGCCAUAUCCUACUGAUCUGGAAAUGAGGAGUGGUCUCUUGGGUCAGAUGAACAACCCAUCCACCAAUGGAGUUAAUGGACAUUUACCAGGGGAUGCACUUGCAGCAGGCAGAUUGCCAGAUGUGCUUGCUCCUCAGUAUCCUUGGCAGUCAAGCGAUAUGUCAAUGAACAUGCUACCUCCUAAUCACAGUAAUGACUUCAUGUUGGAGCCUCCGGGACACAAUAAAGAGAACGAAGAUGAUGUAGAAGUCAUGUCAACAGACUCCUCAAGCAGCAGCAGUGACUCAGACUAGGUACAAGAGGGACAGUAUCCCUAGUAGACCUUUCCUGUGGUGAAGGUAGGUUGAAUGCUGUUUGUCACAGACUGCAAUACCCUUUUAUUAUGCUGGCGGCCCUGUUUAGGGCGAAGAUAACAGCUGGCUCAGGAGUAGGGUGACUAAUUAAAGACCACGGACUUCAGAUUUUUUUGUUUUGUUUUGUUUUAAUUUUUUUCCCCCCAUUAGAUGUUCAAGUAAAAUGACUGGGAGCUUUCUGAUGGAGGAGAGGUGUCAGACUUCCAGUGAUUACGUAAAUGUGUGAAUGUGUAUGUUUGCAAGAGACAUGUGUGUAUAUAUGUAUUUACUAUACAUUAGAUGACAAAAGUUCCUGGGAAAAAAGGCGUAAGGGGAAUCCCCUUGUAUGUUUGUUAGUAACUUUACUCUUUUGAUUAUAGCCUUUUCUAUGGCACAGAAAUGAGGCAUGAAAUUUGUAAUUUUAAUAUCU
Molecule: messenger RNA, 1216 nt
Organism: Opisthocomus hoazin
Lineage: Eukaryota; Metazoa; Chordata; Aves; Opisthocomiformes; Opisthocomidae
Source: RefSeq, a predicted model, not a curated record